Camellia sinensis is the source of this 2994-nucleotide messenger RNA. RefSeq names its product kinesin-like protein KIN-14S. Gene Ontology annotation, biological process: microtubule-based movement. Gene Ontology annotation, cellular component: microtubule cytoskeleton. Gene Ontology annotation, molecular function: microtubule binding; ATP binding; microtubule motor activity. The record is from RefSeq and is a predicted model, not a curated record. Lineage: Eukaryota; Viridiplantae; Streptophyta; Magnoliopsida; Ericales; Theaceae.
UUUUUGGUAUAAUUAUUUGACUUUUUAACCUUUGAUCUUUUGACAUUUUAAUUAAUAUGGAAGGUUCCAAACUUAGCCUUAGCCUAAUUACCAUAAUUAUGUCAAAAUUGUAGGAGGAUUAAUUGUAUUUUUCUCAAAGUUAAGGGGAGGUGAGUGUAAUUUUACCAAAAAACAACAUUUGAAAGAUCGACCUUUUCCCGACCGUUAAAAGUAUCAAAGAUCAACCAGUACUAUCUCUCUCUCUCUCUCUCUUUGAAGUCCAUCAUCGUCUUCAUCACUCUCUCUCUCUCUCUCUCUCUCUAAAUUCAACCUUCUAGUCUUCACUGUAUUGAUUUCUGAAGCAAAUUAAGCGAAAGUCAUGGAUGACCAAACCCUCUCACACAGUUGCAAUCACAUUGUUUUCGAUUACAACAAGCCUUCUUCGAUUUGUGAGUCAGAUCGAACCCUAGAAACUGCAAUUUGCGACACAGAGCAAGUUGGGGAAAAUACAGCUUUGGUGGACGAUAGCGAUGUUUCAGAUGGACAUGGAGCCCAAGAAAUGUGUUCUGAUGAAGUGCAGACUCUUCCAAUUUUGCAGAAAUUUGAACAAUUGAGCAACCAAGUUCAGAAUUUAAAGAAGGAGCAUGCAGCUUUAUGCAACGAAGUGAACGGCAUCACUGCCAAUUCUUUUCCUGGCUCUGAAGUUUUCAGUGCUCUUCAGGACCUCAGUACUGAACAUGAACAUUUGAAGAAAAAGUACCACGAAGAGUGUGAACUUGUGAAGAAGAAGUACCUUGAAGAGUGCUCUGAACGGAAGCGGCUCUAUAAUGAAGUGAUUGAGCUUAAAGGGAAUAUCAGGGUCUUCUGCAGGUGCAGACCAUUAAGCCAAGAUGAAAUUGCAAAUGGGUCUACUUCUGUAGUUGAUUUUGAUUCAUCUCAGGAAAAUGAGUUGCAGAUUAUUUGCUCUGAUUCUUCGAGAAAGCAAUUCAAGUUUGAUCAUGUAUUUAGGCCUGAUGACAAUCAAGAGGCUGUUUUCAUUCAAACUUCACCAAUAGUGACUUCAGUGUUGGAUGGAUACAAUGUUUGUAUAUUUGCCUAUGGACAAACUGGAACUGGAAAAACAUUUACUAUGGAAGGAACCCCUGAAAAUAGGGGAGUUAAUUACCGGACACUGGAGGAUUUAUUCAGGAUUUCCAAUGAAAGGAGUGGUUUUAUGAGAUAUGAACUGUUUGUAAGCAUGUUGGAGGUUUACAAUGAGAAGAUAAGAGACCUCUUGAUAGAAAACUCCAACCAGUCUAGUAAAAAGUUGGAGAUAAAACAAGCUGCUGAUGGAACUCAAGAAGUCCCAGGACUUGUUGAAGCUCAUGUUUAUGGUACAGAUGAAGUGUGGGAACUGCUUAAGUCUGGAAGUCAAGCCAGAUCUGUCGGAUCUACUAAUGCUAAUGAAUUUAGCAGCCGUUCUCACUGCUUGUUACGUGUGACUGUUAAUGGUGAGAGUUUAAUAAAUGGGCAAAAAACAAAGAGCCACCUUUGGCUGGUGGACUUGGCUGGAAGUGAGCGCAUGGGCAGGAUUGAAGUUGAAGGUGAAAGGUUGAAAGAAUCGCAGUUCAUAAAUAAAUCCCUCUCAGCACUUGGGGAUGUUAUCUCUGCUCUUGCAUCUAAGACUGCGCAUAUUCCGUACAGGAAUUCCAAGCUCACUCAUAUGUUGCAGAGCUCUCUAGGAGGAGAUUGUAAGACCCUGAUGUUUGUCCAGAUUAGCCCAAGUGCUGUAGAUUUGGGAGAAACCCUCUGCUCACUUAAUUUUGCUAGUCGUGUCCGAGGAAUUGAGCAUGGACCUGCUCGCAAACAGGCAGACCUCACAGAGCUUUUCAAGUAUAAGCAACUGGCAGAAAAGGCCAAGCAUGAUGAGAAGGAAAUCAAGAAAUUGAGAGAUAGUUUGCAGUCAUUGCAAUUACGACUUGCUGCCAGAGAACACAUCUGCAGAAAUUUUCAAGACAAGAAUAGAGAACUUGAGAGCCAAUUAGCAGAGGAGAGGAAGACCAGACUAAAACAGGAAACUAGAGCUUUGGCUUCUGUUUCUGCUCAGUCUCCAGCCUUAUCAUCUCUAAAUCAACCACAUAUGACGACUAUAGCAGAGAAAAAGCCACCAAUGUUUCCUUCAAAAUUGAGGCUGCCUCUGCGAGGAAUCUCCAAUUUCUUGCCCCCACGUUCUCCUGUCCCACCUCGCAUGACCAAGACUUCGACUUCUAUUUACCCAAAUAACAAAGAAAACGUGUCGAAAAUGAUGACAACAGCAGCCAAGACAAAGACACUCCUGAAAGCAAGACGGGGUUCAUAUGCUGUUAGGCCUCCUCCGGUUGCAACAAAUAAGGUCUUUCAGCCUAAAAGACGUGCCUCUAUUGCAACACUCCAUCCUGAGUCAAACUCAAAUAUUAUGAGAACUCCACUUAACAGCUCAUCCAAUGCUCGAUUAAGGACUGAUCGUAUGGUGAGUAGACAAUCAUUUGUGUGGGAUCCACAAAGGGUAUGGCGUGCAUCAAGAGUGGAAACUCCAUUGUCACGGUUGAAGGAAUCAGCGGUGAUGGCAACACCAAUUGCUCCAAGGAGCAGUAAAUUUAGAGGAAGUCCUCCAACACAGGCAGGGUCAUGGAAGCCAAAGCAUCCGACGGUUAUUGCGCUACAAAAGAAACAGUUAGUAUGGAGUCCACUCAAGUUCCGAGGCAUGAGAAAUAGUAGCAGGAAGUCAUUAUUGCCUUCUUGAUGUUCUGAGAAGUAUCAGUGUAUUCUCAAACAUCUUUAAAACAUGUAAUUUCUUCUUCCUUAACCUCUAUUUUUUAUUUUUUAUUUUUUUGGGGAUUUUACACCAGUGUAUGCAUACUAGUACCAACUGCUGCUUUCUUGAGGAUAGCUCCAUUUCUUGUAUUGCUUUAACCAAUUCUUCUCUCUUUGAGCCUUCAAUUCACAAUAUAUGAUAUACUUAUUUGUCAAUAAGCAUUGUUUUUUAUUUUAUAAUUA